This is a messenger RNA of Ochotona curzoniae (black-lipped pika), 3368 nucleotides long. RefSeq names its product N-acyl phosphatidylethanolamine phospholipase D (gene NAPEPLD). Bases 237 to 1001 code for a protein of 254 amino acids. Lineage: Eukaryota; Metazoa; Chordata; Mammalia; Lagomorpha; Ochotonidae. The record is from RefSeq and is a predicted model, not a curated record. Gene Ontology annotation, biological process: N-acylphosphatidylethanolamine metabolic process; N-acylethanolamine metabolic process. Gene Ontology annotation, cellular component: membrane-bounded organelle; cytoplasm. The transcript is spliced from 3 exons. Gene Ontology annotation, molecular function: zinc ion binding; N-acylphosphatidylethanolamine-specific phospholipase D activity.
GCUGCCAUAAUGGAGGUCAAGCUGUGUUCUAUAAUGAAAACAACUUUUUUCUUUAAAUAUUUUUAUUUUUCCCCUCACGGCUGUGUAUCUCUUUUUUUUUUUUUUUGCGGACACAGGAGCUUGACAAAGAACUCCCAGUGCUUACACCCUAUUUUGUUGAGGACCCUGGAGCAGCUGGAACAAGGGAAGCCGGUGUGCGGGUCACAUGGCUGGGACACGCCACGGUGCUGGUGGAGAUGGAUGAGCUGGUAUUUCUUACAGAUCCCAUCUUCAGCUCCCGGGCCUCCCCAUCGCAGUACUUGGGACCCAAGAGAUUCCGUCAUCCCCCGUGCACCAUCGGUCAACUGCCCCCCAUCGAUGCUGUGCUCAUCAGUCACAACCACUACGACCAUUUGGACUACGGUUCUGUCGCCGCCCUCAACGAGCGAUUCGGGAACGAGCUGAGGUGGUUUGUGCCCCUGGGUCUCCUCGACUGGAUGCAGAAAUGCGGCUGCGAGAACGUGAUCGAGUUGGACUGGUGGGAAGAGAACUGUGUUCCGGGUCAUGACGAGAUCACCUUCGUCUUCACCCCUGCCCAGCACUGGUGCAAAAGAACCCUCCUGGAUGACAACAAGGUGCUCUGGGGCAGCUGGUCCGUUCUGGGGCCUUGGAACCGAUUUUUUUUUGCAGGAGAUACUGGCUACUGCUCCGUCUUUAAAGAGAUAGGAAAAAGAUUUGGGCCAUUUGACUUGGCAGCUAUUCCCAUCGGAGCUUACGAGCCAAGGUGGUUUCUGAAAUAUCAGCACGUAGACCCCGAAGAAGCAGUGCAGAUCCACAUCGAUGUGCAAAGCAAGAAAUCCGUGGCCAUUCACUGGGGAACCUUCGCUUUAGCAAACGAGCAUUACCUGGAACCGCCAGUGAAGCUGGGCGAAGCUCUAAAAACACAUGGACUGAAGCAAGAAGAUUUUUUUGUCUUAAAGCAUGGAGAAUCAAGAUACUUAAAUACCAAGGAAGAAAACUGAGUAACUAUAAACAGAGGAGCUUUUUUAAAGAAAAAAAAAAAAAAAGACAUCAUCUGAUACAAGUGUGAAAGACAAAGGAAAGACUACGAAGUUAUGAAUAUUAUGCCUGUUUUUAGCUAUAGCUUCUGCGAGUUUGUGUUUCAUGUCUGAUAACUUACUUACUCAUACGAUGACCAGUUCAUAGAUGAAAUUAAAAACGAAGACCUCAGGGCAGGGCAUUUAAAUGAUGAAUUGACUAAUGAGUUUAAAGUUUCUUAGGUUACAAAAAACUGAUGAGACUCAAUUUUUAAAGAAAAAAUGUCAGGGCCUGUGAUAAGAUGAAUCAAGGCUGGCUGCCACUCUAGAUUGUUCAGAGGCCUACACCUGCACAUAUAUAUAUUUCUAUAUUUUUGUAAAGAUUUAUUUAUUUUUACUGGAAAGGCAGAUUUAUAGACAGAAGGAGACACAGAGAUAAGGAGAGAUGGAGAAAGAUCCUCCAUCUGUUGGUUCACUCCCCAAAUGGCCGCGGGCCAAUCCGAAGCCUCUCCCAUGUUGAGUGCAAGGUCCCAAGGCUUUGGGCUGUCUUUCACUGCUUUCCCAGGCCACAAGCAGGGAGCUGGAUGGGAAGUGGAACAACUGGGACAAGAAUUGGCAGCCGUGUGGGAUGUUGGCGCUUGGAGGUGAAAGAUUAGCUGGUUGAGUCCUCUCCCGGCCCCCAACUAUGCUGCUUAUAUUUACAUUGUAGUAAAUGAUAAAAUUGACUCGCACCUACUUGUAAACAUAGCUGAGUUUGCUCUACCUAGAUUAGCUUAUUUGCCAAAUAUUGAUUUAUUUUGCUACGCAUAAAAUCUCCCAUCUUUAAAGACAACGUUUUUGUUAUGCUGAACUCCUCUGUGUCUCGCACCCUUUGACACAGUAACCAUGGCUGGGGACACCGUUCCUGGGCGUGCAGCAAACUCACCAUAUUGUGAAGCCAUGACCACCACACCCUUAGAAAGGGGAAGGAGUAAUAUUCUAGUGCAUGUCUACAAUGCCUACACCCCAAAUCCUCUGACUGGGGUAGAGGAAGGGAAACGAUGUGACUACAAGGAUAUAACUUAAGAUAUUUGCUAUUUCUAAUCUAAAAGGUCUUCUGCUAGGCACAAAUACAGCCACAAUGCAAUCUUUUAUAAAUGCAGAUUUAAAUAUUACUAGACCAAACCCUUUCAAUUAAAUAAUACUUUCUCUCCAUACAUUUGCCUUUGCUGGUCUCUUUAACUCCAAAUAGAUCAAUGAGACCCAUCUUAUAUUUUGUUCCCUGUGAGUCACACGUCCUGUUUUUAUGGUAAAUGACCGCCACACGUGAUUGUAGCUUCUGUUAAGCCAGUGUGGGAUACCACCGGUGGUGGUAAGACGAUGGUGAAUCUGGGAUCCAGUCGGACCCACAUCUUGGUCCUAACCGAAAGCUCUUGACUCCUCAGAGCCUUCCCAAGGGAGGGGACUGCAUUCCAGACCGUUGGAGGUCCGACCUGAUCCACUGACUCAGCGUGGUUAAUUUGAGUCGCACAAAAUAAUGCAGGUAUGUUUUGUACUUUCGGUGCUACUGAGACGGAGCUUUGUAACUUGGCUUGCAUGCCCCUUGUUAGCAAGGGGAAAAAAAGGUAGUCCUGCUUCAUCACAGCUUUCCCGUGUAAACCCAGACGAGUCACCUGCGCCCGCCGUGCCUCUGUUUCCUCACGGUCGACCUACCUCCAAAAAUGUGCAGAUUAAAUGUGGUUUUUAUAAGGCACUUUAGAAACAUAAGGGAGAAAGUCAUCUCUUAAGAUUUCACUUCCUAAUUUACUGAGAAGUCUAUUUGAAAGUUAAAAAUAGGCUCCUGCUUUUGAUAGUCUGUUCACGUUUUGCUGAUAGAAGCAAAUAUGUAGGACAUGCAGGUGUCCUAGGGAGAUACGAGGCACGCUUACUGAUAUAAGCACUCGCAUAGCAAAUUCAACGUUGAAGACUGACAGCCUCGCCUCACUCAUUUCGUAGCCUUAGAGAGGAAUAGCCAAAGUAAAGGUGAAUGGUCUUUAUCAAAAUUAACUAUCUUUUCUCUACAAAGCUUUGACUCAUUCAAGGGGGGAAAUAUGUACGCGGCGUGUAUGCGUAUGUGAUACACGUGGGUGUGUGUGAUCUGUGGGCACUAAAGCAUGAAAGAUUUCUCCAUAAAAAUAAAACCUUUAGGAAACAACUGAAUUAGCACAGGUGCUUAAGUAGAGGUGAAUCGGGUGGUCAGCUCUGGGGUGUACUGCCCGCAGGCUGGCCAGCUUCAUCGUAGUCAUCCGUACUGCACCCGCAACUGAAAAUUGACCUGACCUCUGCUGACAGGUGCGAGCCAAGCAUAUCUGGCUAAAGCAUUCCUUCUCUGUG